Molecule: messenger RNA, 687 nt
Organism: Alternaria atra
Lineage: Eukaryota; Fungi; Ascomycota; Dothideomycetes; Pleosporales; Pleosporaceae
Exons: 1
Coding region: 1-687 (228 amino acids)
Source: RefSeq, a predicted model, not a curated record
AUGAAAACGCUGGGCUUCUUCUAUGCCCUGUCUGGUGUCCUCAGUCUCGCCUUCACUGCGGUCCCAACCAGGUGUACCAAAGACGGCGUCUAUUGUCUGAACUCUGCCGGAAUCAACAGCGACGUAUUCAAUAUUCUCACGUGCAAGAACGGCAACACCCAAAUCAUGAGCAAAUGUCUUGCGACGGAAACCUGCAUCGACAACCCCACACCUCACUGCACGCCGAAGAGCAGGCCGCAGAUACCAUCGCUCGUCACGCCCAAGCCUAUUCCCACUAGCGUUCAAUCAAUCACAACCUCGGAUACCAUCCUACCAACUCCGCCAGUUUUCCUUCAGGUCCCAUCCACGGUCGACGACCCCUUCACCAGCAGCACCAACACCAUACAGCUAGCAGCGCGGCAAACCCAAUCACCCUUCCGCAUACUCAUUUUUCCAGAGACGAGUAUACGUGGGAAAGGCACAUCAUUUGACGUCGAUCGUUGCAUCCCGAAUGCCGAGAUCCCGUGGCCGAUCCGCUCCCUGGUUGUGGAACGUUACUUCGAAUGCAUGUUCUGGGAGAGGGAUGACUGUUCAGGGAGAGCGGGUCCGAGACGAAAGGAGGGGAGCGCUAAAGAUCGUAAGAUCAUUGGGGAUGUGAAGCUUGGGUUUGAGAUCAAGAGUUUGAGAUGUCAGGCUGUUCCGGGUUGA